AAUUGAAGGAUGUGGAAUCGCGAUACCGCGAUACACCUAUUCGCCGGAGGAGUGGCUGGGGGGGCCGGGGGCCUAGUCACAUGUCCCCUGGAGGUGGUUAAAACACGUCUUCAGUCCUCUUCUUCUGGUUUCUAUCCGCCUCCAAUGAACAAGGAGUUCACUUCAGGUCAUGUCACGUGCAAGAGCUUUCCGAAACCGGAACAGAGGCGGAGGUUGUGCACUGGAGGCUACACAAGGCAUGCUCUGGUCGCCUUGUCCCAUUUCGGUUCGUCCACGCCGCCUGGGGGCUCUCCCCAUAGUCACUCCGCACCUGGUGUAUACCAGUGCAUCAGGUACAUCGUCCAAAACGAGGGAAUCCGUGCCCUGUUCAAAGGCCUGGGCCCAAACCUCGUAGGAGUCGCCCCGUCAAGAGCAAUCUAUUUCUGCACCUACUCGAAAAGCAAAAUCGCAUUCAAUACGAUCCUCACACCGGACUCUGCAUUCGUUCACAUGUACUCCGCGUUCUGCGCCGGUUUCGUGGCAUGCACGUUGACAAAUCCUAUUUGGUUCGUGAAGACCAGGCUGCAGCUGGACCAUCGAACGAACAGAAUCACCGCGAUGGAGUGCGUGCGGAGGAUAUAUCGCCAAUCGGGUAUCCUGGGAUUCUACAAGGGCAUUAUGGCCUCCUACAUAGGAAUAAGCGAGACUGUGAUACACUUCAUGAUCUACGAGGCGGUAAAGACCUUCCUGGCGUCAUACAGGACCAGCAACGAUCGCAAAACGCUGCGCGAUUUCAUAGAGUUCAUGGCAGCUGCCUCGAUCUCCAAAACUAUCGCCUCCAUCAUCGCUUACCCCCAUGAGGUGGCAAGAACAAGGCUCAGAGAGGAAGGUACCAAAUAUCAAACCUUCUUCCAGACAGUGAAGACAGUCUAUAAUGAAGAGAAACUUCAUGGUUUGUAUCGUGGCCUGUAUACACAUCUGAUCAGACAGAUCCCCAACACAGCCAUUAUAAUGGCUACAUAUGAGGCAGUGGUGUACCUGCUGAGCAGGCAUUUUCAUGAGCAUUCGUUGAGUAUAAACAAGACCAGCAGUUCUCAGUUCUACACAGAGACGAAGGGUAAACGGGAGCUGGCCUAGGAUUUGCUCACGGCCCCUGACUAAAGGGCCAAUAGCUCGUAACGGGCCCUCUGAAGCAGCUGGUGCAUCCAAAAUAAAUAACACCGUCCAGACGCCAUGUUGGAGCCUGGAACUUGCCAGCCAGGCCCGUUUUACGUGUGGAAGGUAGCAAAAGGUAUCACAGCGCCUCGCUGUGUACUCUGUAAGCGUAGCAAAAAGUAGUCCUUCCUCCUUUCAGGUGUAACAUAUGUCUGUCUCUCUGUGUGUACCUACAUCGACUCACACACAUGCGCGCGCGCAAGAAGAAUUGGGAAGAUGAAAACAAAGCUGAUGAUGCUCAGAGUACGACGUACUGUUCACUUUUUAGUGGCGAAAGUGAGGUUACGUCUUAAUA
Habropoda laboriosa is the source of this 1489-nucleotide messenger RNA. RefSeq names its product solute carrier family 25 member 36-A (gene Rim2). Lineage: Eukaryota; Metazoa; Arthropoda; Insecta; Hymenoptera; Apidae. The record is from RefSeq and is a predicted model, not a curated record. Gene Ontology annotation, biological process: mitochondrial transport; pyrimidine nucleotide import into mitochondrion. Gene Ontology annotation, molecular function: pyrimidine nucleotide transmembrane transporter activity. Gene Ontology annotation, cellular component: mitochondrion; mitochondrial membrane. The transcript has 6 exons. Bases 10 to 1116 code for a protein of 368 amino acids.